AAUCCAAUGGACCGUGCCCAACGUGGCGAGGGCUGGUGUUCCCCCUCCUCAUGCCCGAUGGGGCGGCCUCUCUGUCCCCCUGUGAGCCCAGCCGGCUGUGGGACCGCAGUUCUGGCGCUGCCCACCCAUCCUGGCCUCUUCCACAGAGCAGCGAGAGCGGAGGAGACCCUCCCGGCUCAAGCCCACCGUCCGUGGCAGCCCCGGGAGACGCCGCCCCAGUGGGAGGCCGACUCUCGGGGGCCCCUCUCCGGGACAAUCUGAACAACCUCAACCUUCCGUCCACCUUUGGACUGCCCCCCAAGAGGACUCCCCACCUGGGCAGCCCGGCCGAGGGGGAGGGGGAGAAACUGCUGGGGGAGCCGGGCACGGCCGCCGACCCCCCCGAGAGAUUGGCGUGUCCAGACUGCGGCAAGGCCUACCACACCGUCACGGGCCUGGCACGGCACCGGCAGCUGCGUUGCAAGCUGCAGUCGGCGGGCAGGAAAUACUUCAACUGCAAGUACUGCGAGAAGGAGUACGCCAGCCUGGGGGCCCUCAAGAUGCACAUCCGCACCCACACGCUGCCUUGCGUCUGCAGGAUCUGCAGCAAGGCCUUCUCCCGACCCUGGCUGCUCCAGGGGCACAUCCGGACCCACACAG
This is a messenger RNA of Gekko japonicus, 639 nucleotides long. RefSeq names its product zinc finger protein SNAI3-like. The record is from RefSeq and is a predicted model, not a curated record. Gene Ontology annotation, biological process: regulation of DNA-templated transcription. Gene Ontology annotation, molecular function: RNA polymerase II cis-regulatory region sequence-specific DNA binding; DNA-binding transcription factor activity, RNA polymerase II-specific. The transcript has a single exon. The annotation marks the transcript as partial. Lineage: Eukaryota; Metazoa; Chordata; Lepidosauria; Squamata; Gekkonidae.